Paramecium tetraurelia is the source of this 354-nucleotide messenger RNA. RefSeq lists its product as uncharacterized. The transcript is spliced from 4 exons. The record is from RefSeq and is a predicted model, not a curated record. NCBI's taxonomy places the organism in Eukaryota, Ciliophora, Oligohymenophorea, Peniculida, Parameciidae.
AUGUGCAGAAAAAACAAGAAAUUACAUUAUAAAAGCAAAAGAAAGAGACCAAAGAUUGGAGAAGAAGAUUCCAAAAAGUUGUAUAAAAAAUUUUGGAAUCAAAAACAAUAAAUUGACCAGUCAAGAAUUAAAGAUAGAAAGAUAAAGUGGAAGGUUACAUCAAAGGAGAGCGAAUUGAAUUUACUUAGGAAUAUAAUCAGUUUAUUGAAUGUUGAAGUAGAACGCUUAAGUAAAAGUGGUGAAGAUUUAUUGAUAAUGGAGGUUGGAGAGAAAAGUACUCUAGGUUAUAAGUUGAUUGCAUAUACAAGACCAGGGAGCAGUUUUAGAAUAUCUGAGAAGCCUUAAUAAUAAUGA